AUGUGUCUCACAACGGCAGCGUUCAGGGCUUUACCGAACUCAACUGCUCUGGCCGUUUUCACGGCGAGCAGAGAAGAUUCAUCCGGCCAAGACCGAGCUGCCACCCUGGGAAAAGCAGAAUUCAAACUGCACCUUCUGCAAAGCUCCCCGUGCCAUCAAGGUUCCUCGCUCAAUUUUUACAUCACGGACCGACAUUUUGUCCAAAAUAACGAAAAAAAAUUUUUCAGAGAAAAAACAAACAAACAAACAAAGCCCCAAGAAGUGCAACAAAUUUCCGCGCCCGCCGAGGCGAGCCGCGGCCGGCGACGGCGGCCACGCAGCUCCGCGGCCCUUUGUGGGGAGGGCCGCGCGGGGGCCGCGGGCAGCGCUCACCGCGCCGGGCGCCAAGUGAUGCGAGCAGCCCGGCCGGCCCCGCCGCGGCUCGCGGACACCGGCGGCGCGGGCUCCCGGCGCGAACAAAGCUGCCCGCCCCCGCCCCCUCCCCCACCGCCGCCGCCGCCCCGGCCGCCCCCCACGCGGCCCCCCGGCCCCGCCGCCUUACCUCGGCCGCCCGCCCGGCCCGCUCGCGCGCCGCUACGAUUCGGAGGAGGUUGUGCAGUGCCGGGCUCCGGCCGGAGGGUGGCGCCGCCCAGCGCCUUCGGAAAAAAGGGGGGGGGGACGCGGGAGACCCCCGCGCACUGUGGCCUCCCGCCGCCGCCGCCGCCCGGCUCGGCUCCUCCCGGCCGCGCAGUCAGCAAGUUCCGAGGCGAGCGCGGGGGAGGGGAGGGCGCGGCGGCGGCGGCGGCGCGCGUGCUCGCUCGCUGCUUGCCUGGCGGAGGGGCGCGCGCCGCCGGCGCCCGGCGGGCGCGAGCUGUUCCGGCGCGCUCCCGCGCUCUCUCUCCGCGCCUCCCUUCACCCGGGGGGCGCACGCGUCCGCCCGCGCGCGGCCAGGACAAAGAGCGCGGCGGGGACCCGGCGGGCUGGCCCCUGACGCCCUUGGCCGCGGAGCCGGUACCGGAGAAGGCGGGGGCGCGGGCGCCGUCUCGCGGGGCCGCUGUGCCGCGGGGUGGCUUCCGGCCUGAGCCCGCCUCCGGAGCGAGGCUGCCCAUUGGACUACCCGACCCGCAGGCUGGGGCCAGGGUCAUCCCCGGGGCUGGCCGCAUCUCCUGUCCCUACACACGGGCCAGCGUGGUCAACGGGGCCCCCACGCCUGGGCAAGGGCCCGGGGCGCGUGGCCGGGAGUCCCCUGCUGCCCUGGAAGACUGGAGCCUAAUGGGUGUCGUUGACGAAGCCAGGCACGCAGGCGGAGGAAAGCUGCCUCUUGACCCUCCUGCUCUUGCUAUUUAGGUCUAUCCUCCUGUAACGUCAUUUAUUCUAGACCUAUACUACCUAACCUCUGGCUCUAUCUCUUCUUUGAAUCCUUCUGAUGGAAUUUUUAAAGAAACCAUAAAUUUCCUCAUAGUUGUAAUAUAGUGAAAAGAAUACGCUGUUCAAAAUUGAUGGAGAUCUGUGUCCAUUGAUGUCCUCAUGCUGUCACUCUCUAGCUUCUUCACUUGAGGCAAGUGAUUUAUACUGUAAGAACCUCAGUUUUCUUAUCUGUACAAUUGGAAUAGUUACACCUAUCUUACAGGCUUUUGUUAGGAUCAAAUUAGAUAGCAUAUGUAAGGUGCUUUAUGAAUUCUAAAGGAGGAAAAUGUUGAUUGAUGUUAUGGUUGCUUUCACAUCAGAUGAGUUCGGAAUCUGUAAUUCUGACAUGUUAUUAAUUCUGGAAUGAGGGAAAUAACAAAGAGAUUUUAUGGGACCCUAAAAUGUUGUUUUUUGUCACAUUUUCUGGUGACUAAAAUACCCUAUUUUGGAAAGAGACUAGAUGAUUAAAUAAAUGGAAAGAAAGAAUCUUCUAACCUACAGGUCUGCCAUCACUGUACUAUGUACACAAAAGACUGAUUAUAACAAAAUGAAUUUCUACUUGUCAAGGUUCCAAUUCCUUUUUGUCUACCACUUGUCAAGUUUCCCGAGUAACUUUGGUGGAAGCAGCCUUUACGUUAGGAAACUUGUCUCUGG
Physeter macrocephalus (sperm whale) is the source of this 2040-nucleotide messenger RNA. RefSeq names its product basic proline-rich protein-like. The record is from RefSeq and is a predicted model, not a curated record. The coding region runs from base 1 to 1326 and encodes 441 amino acids. NCBI's taxonomy places the organism in Eukaryota, Metazoa, Chordata, Mammalia, Artiodactyla, Physeteridae. The transcript has 5 exons.